AACUACAUGGAUCUACUUGAAUGUUUCGAGAUAUCAAAGAAUUCAAGAUUGUUUUUGUCCCCCAUUUAUCAAUGUUUCGUUAGAUAAAAAUGCUGUAACGUUUUGGUAAAUACCUCGGAUUAGUUUUAUCAGUAUUGAAUCAAUGAAACGUUUUGCAUAGAAAACAAGGAAGUUCUCAAGAUGGCAGCCAUUGCAUUUCUUUUUCUGAUAUUUUCGAUAUUUUGCUUAGAUAAUACAGUAUAUGCUAGUGAAUGUUGCAAGGCUUACACUGACAACUAUGGAGUUCGACAAGAUGAAGAGUGGUGUCCGGAUUAUUGUUGUGAUAAAACGUACAUACUAUAUACUCCAACGACACCAGAUCUAGAAUGCUGCAGUAGUAGUUUUCGUCGGACAGACUCUUACAGACGAACCAGUUCGUGCAGUGCCUGGUGGUCACAACAUGCGUGGGUGCCAGUGCUAAUAUCAAUCGGUUGUAUUGCGGCCAUAACUCUUUGUUGUUUUGGAUGCUUUAAAUUGUGUUCAAACAACAACAACAGAACUGGUAUGAUGAUUCAACAGCCUCAGGCUCCAGCUGUUAUCAUGGUAUCCGGUCAGCACCAGGGUCAACCACAAUAUCCGUCCUCCUCGGUACAAAACCAAGCUGUGUACCCACCAGGUGGCUUCAACCCGGCACCACCGCCGUACGACACGGGCGUACCACCAAAGUCGAACUAUCCGAAUUAAAAAGUUACAUGAACAGGAGCUUUUUUCACGAAAUUGGACAGUGUUGAUUUGCAUAAUUUUAUAAAAAAUAUUUUAUCAUUUAUAUUUUUUUCAGGUGCAUUAAGCCCCCCAAAAAAUAAUUUUAAAAUUUUAAAAGGUUUAUUUUAGCUUUUAGUGUCCUAUUAAGUUUCCGAGUGUUUUCUCAUCGUCCAUAUAGUAGAACCUUUUUUUGGCUUCUUUGGCAAGUAGUACAAUUUAAAUGAUGAGGUAUUUUAUAUGGAAAUUGAAAUAACACUUCGUUUACAUUUUGCUUUGUUAAUGAGCAAUUAUUUCAUAUAAAGCGCUACUCUCUUCCGGAGAUAAACAUAUUAUAUGUUCUAAGUUAGUAAUUAAACAUUAUUCAAUGUAUAAAUAAACACAUGAAUUCACUAGUCGUCCUACAGAGAAAAAGAGAAAGGCACACAAAAAAAACAAGAACAUAAUUAAUUUCUCAGGCUGACUGUGCCUUUAAAUAUUUAUUCUGUUUUCUGAAAAUAAAAUAAUGAAUG
Messenger RNA from Ruditapes philippinarum (Manila clam), 1250 nucleotides. RefSeq lists its product as uncharacterized. The transcript is spliced from 5 exons. The record is from RefSeq and is a predicted model, not a curated record. Bases 181 to 723 code for a protein of 180 amino acids. Lineage: Eukaryota; Metazoa; Mollusca; Bivalvia; Venerida; Veneridae.